This is a messenger RNA of Populus trichocarpa (black cottonwood), 867 nucleotides long. RefSeq lists its product as uncharacterized. The coding region runs from base 1 to 867 and encodes 288 amino acids. The record is from RefSeq and is a predicted model, not a curated record. Lineage: Eukaryota; Viridiplantae; Streptophyta; Magnoliopsida; Malpighiales; Salicaceae. The transcript has a single exon.
AUGUGCAAGCUGCCUAGCUAUUCUGUAGGAGGCACCAAUCAAGUCUGCAAGCUUCUCAAAAGUUUAUAUGGACUCAAGCAAGCCUCAUGCCAAUGGUAUUCCAAAUUCUCUCUUUCUCUCAUUGCCUUUGGUUUUACACAAUCCAAAGCUGACUAUAGCCUAUUUACUAAGGUGGAUAACAGUUCUUUUACUGCCUUACUAGUUUAUGUUGACGAUAUAAUUGUUGCUGGAAAUUGUUCAUCUUCCAUCGAAUCCCUUAAAUCCUUCCUACACAACCAAUUUAAAAUCAAAGACCUUGGCUGCUUACGCUACUUUCUUGGCCUAGAAGUUGCUAGGUCCUCAAAAGGUAUUCAUUUAUGUCAGAGAAAAUAUGUUUUAGACAUUCUGGCCGAUUCAGGAACCUUGGCCAAUAAACCCCUCAAGCUGCCUCUUGAGCAGAAGUUUAAGCUCACCAAGACUUCUAGAGAUCCUUUAUCAGACCCCAGCUUAUAUCGUCAUCUUAUUGGACGUCUUUUAUACCUCACAAUCACUAGGCUGGAUAUUUGUUGUCCUUUCCAGGUCCUCAGUCAAUAUAUGGAUACACCUACCAACAUACAUCUGGCCAUAGCUUAUCGGGUUCUUUGUUACAUUAAAUCUGCACCUGGACAAGGUAUUUUAUUAUCUUCUUCCUCACAGAUUCAACUCAAAGCCUUCUGUGACUCUGAUUGGGCUUCCUGCCCUGACACUAGAAGAUCAGUCACGGGUUAUUGCAUAUUCCUUGGAGACUCUUUUAUUUCUUGGAAGUCCAAGAAACAAUCUAUUGUCUCUCGCUCCUCAACUGAGGCAGAAUACCGUUCUAUGGCUUCCACUUGCUCAGAACUCACUUAG